AUGUCUUCUUCUCAAUACGAAUUCAUCCUCACCUCCAGGCCAGAACCAGGCGUAACCCUCAUCACCUUGAACCGCCCAAAAGUUCUCAAUGCGCUCUGCUCACCUCUGUUCGUCGAGCUGAACAAGGCCGUUGUUGAGGCUGAUAAUGACGACUCUGUGGGCGCCAUUGUCUUGACCGGGUCAGAGAGGGCUUUCGCCGCUGGCGCAGACAUCAGAGAAAUGAAGGAUAAAGAGUACGCCGACGUGUACAAAAACAACUUUCUGGAGAGCUGGCAAGAUCUUACUAAGACCCGCAAACCAAUCAUUGCGGCUGUCAGUGGAUACGCUCUAGGCGGUGGAUGCGAGCUCGCGUUGAUGUGCGACAUCAUCCUUGCAUCUCCCACAGCCAAAUUCGGUCAGCCUGAAAUCAACCUUGGUGUCAUCCCCGGUGGCGGCGGAAGCCAGCGUCUUACAAAUGCUAUCGGAAAGUCUCGUGCAAUGGAGCUGAUCCUGACUGGACGCACAUUCACAGCGCAAGAGGCGGAGAAGUGGGGUAUGGUCAGUCGUGUUGUUGGUGAGGGCGAAGGAGAAGUUGUAAAGGAGGCUGUUGCAGUAGCAAAGGAAAUUUCGAGCAAGGGGAAAAUCGCCGUGCAAGCUGCGAAAGAAGUUGUCAACGCUGCUUAUGAAUUGAACCUUGCGGAGGGGCUGAGGUUUGAGAGAAGGAUAUUCCAUGGCUUAUUUGCUACAAAAGAUCAGAAAGAAGGUAUGACUGCCUUCGCAGAGAAGCGCAAGGCCCAGUUCACUAACUCGUAA
Molecule: messenger RNA, 792 nt
Organism: Guyanagaster necrorhizus
Lineage: Eukaryota; Fungi; Basidiomycota; Agaricomycetes; Agaricales; Physalacriaceae
Product: enoyl-CoA hydratase
Exons: 6
Coding region: 1-792 (263 amino acids)
Biological process (GO): fatty acid beta-oxidation
Cellular component (GO): mitochondrion
Molecular function (GO): catalytic activity
Source: RefSeq, a predicted model, not a curated record